UAAUAAAUCCUAAAGUACAAAUCCUUCACUAUUAACCAUAUAAUAUUAAUAUUAAACUCAUAUUGCUUAAGGAUCAAUCCUUUCCUAAGGAUUUUUUUGCGUGAAUCCUUGUUGACGUGGCAGUUGAGUUUUGUUUAUCGCGUGAAGGGUUUCCCGUGAGUCUCUUCCAUGGAUUGAUCCUCCUUCUAUCUCUCCCGAUCGUCAUCAUCGCCUACCUCUUCGUCUCCGAAGCUCUCAGUAUCCAAAUCCUCAUCUACAUCUCCUUCGCCGGCAUAAAAAUCCGCGACAUCGAGCUCGUCUCCCGCGCCGUUCUUCCACGGUUCUACGCGGCGGAUGUGAGGAAGGACAGUUUCGAGGUGUUUGAUAAAUGUAAGAGGAAAGUGGUGGUCACUGCUAAUCCCAUAGUGAUGGUUGAGCCCUUCGUUAAGGAUUACUUGGGAGGAGAUAAAGUUUUGGGAACAGAGAUCGAAGUGAAUCCCAAAACGAUGAAAGCCACUGGGUUUGUGAAGAAGCCUGGUGUUCUUGUUGGAGACUUGAAGAGAUUAGCCAUCUUGAAGGAGUUCGGGGAAGAAUCACCGGAUCUUGGCCUCGGUGACCGCACCUCCGAUCAUGAUUUCAUGUCCAUCUGCAAGGUCCUCAAGCUUGCAGAAUAUCUUGAAACCUGGGAGAAGGACGACAAAACGAAGCUUAUACUGAUCAAGGUUUUGAUUUUUGUUGUUGUCCUUGGUCUGAUGAUGAUUUUCGUUACAAACACAAUAGACUCAUUUAUUAACAUAGCUUUAUAUUGGCAGGGUGCAGGGAGAGCUUUCUCAGCCGGUGGUGAUCUAAAGAUGUUUUAUGACGGCCGUGAUUUAAAAGAUUCUUGCCUUGAGGUUGUUUACAGGAUGUACUGGCUCUGCUAUCAUAUCCACACUUACAAGAAGACUCAGGUUUCUCUUGUAAAUGGAAUAUCAAUGGGUGGAGGUGCAUCAUUGAUGGUCCCAAUGAAGUUCUCUGUUGUGACUGAGAAAACUGUAUUUGCAACCCCAGAAGCAAGUAUUGGGUUUCACACUGAUUGUGGCUUCUCCUACAUCCAUUCACGUCUUCCUGGUCAUUUAGGAGAAUUCUUGGCUUUAACUGGGGCAAGAUUGAAUGGCAAAGAACUUGUAGCAGUUGGAAUGGCAACACAUUUUGUUCCUUCUGCUGAUUCCUAA
Brassica napus (rape) is the source of this 1193-nucleotide messenger RNA. Its product is annotated as 3-hydroxyisobutyryl-CoA hydrolase-like protein 5. Gene Ontology annotation, molecular function: 3-hydroxyisobutyryl-CoA hydrolase activity. The coding region runs from base 408 to 1193 and encodes 261 amino acids. The record is from RefSeq and is a predicted model, not a curated record. The transcript has 7 exons. Gene Ontology annotation, biological process: L-valine catabolic process. NCBI's taxonomy places the organism in Eukaryota, Viridiplantae, Streptophyta, Magnoliopsida, Brassicales, Brassicaceae.